Messenger RNA from Clunio marinus, 240 nucleotides. NCBI's taxonomy places the organism in Eukaryota, Metazoa, Arthropoda, Insecta, Diptera, Chironomidae. The record is from the annotation of a GenBank genome assembly.
AUGAAUUGGCAUAAAGGACGAGGGCAGUGUGUUAAAAUGCAAGAACUAAAGCGUCUUGCUGAUUAUGAUGAAGAAGAAAUAAUUAAGAAAAUUCACCUCGUGCUUUCUUCGAUGUCGGGAAUAAUAAAAAUUAUUUUAAAGCUCCUUAAACACGCUCUUUUAUGUACAUCUUCAGCUGAGAAUGAAGAAGCUAUAGUCAAGCUUGAAAGGAAAACAUUUUUCACAAAGGGAUCGGAAUGA